This is a messenger RNA of Malania oleifera, 1691 nucleotides long. Its product is annotated as ribosomal RNA small subunit methyltransferase, chloroplastic. Gene Ontology annotation, cellular component: mitochondrial matrix. The record is from RefSeq and is a predicted model, not a curated record. NCBI's taxonomy places the organism in Eukaryota, Viridiplantae, Streptophyta, Magnoliopsida, Santalales, Ximeniaceae. Gene Ontology annotation, biological process: rRNA methylation. Bases 112 to 1140 code for a protein of 342 amino acids. Gene Ontology annotation, molecular function: rRNA (adenine-N6,N6-)-dimethyltransferase activity. The transcript is spliced from 10 exons.
AUAGAUCCACACCGACUCCUCCGGUCAAGUAUAUCGACCAGUUUUCAUGCACAGCCAACAAAUCCAACCAUCUACAGUCGGCUCAUUCAUUCCACUGCCCAGCCAAUCCCCAUGUACUCUCUCCCCCACUCUCUUCUUCCAAUUUUUCCUCUUCCCGCCACCACCAUCAGAACCGCGACCAGUCAAAACCCUCCCCUCCCGACGCAAACUAGCAGUCCCAUCAUACCCAGAACGCCAUACAUAUCGUGCGCUCGGCGCCCGGAUGACUAUCACGCUACUCUCAAGGCGCUCAACUCCAAAAACCGUUUGCCCAGAAAAUCCCUUGGCCAGCAUUAUAUGUUGAAUUCCUCAAUAAAUGAGCAGCUUGCUGGUGUGGCCAAUGUUAGAGAUGGAGAUGUGGUCCUUGAAAUUGGACCGGGGACGGGUGCUCUGACGAAUGUUCUUAUAAAUGCCGGUGCGACUGUUCUUGCGAUUGAGAAGGAUCCUGAGAUGGCUGCACUGGUGAGCGAACGAUUUGCGGAUAUAGAUGGGCUGAAGAUACUGCGAGAGGACUUCACAAAAUGUCAUAUUCACUUCCAUCUGCAGUCAUUGUUGGAGAGCAGAAAUUCAUCGAGUGCAAAAUUUAGACGUGCAAAAGUUGUCUCCAACAUACCUUUUAAUAUUAGCACUGAUGUGGUUAAACAACUUCUUCCAAUGGGUGACAUUGUAUCAGAAGUUAUUCUUUUACUGCAGGAUGAGACAGCUUUGCGCUUGGUGGAAUCAUCUCUGCGAACUUCUGAAUAUCGACCCAUCAAUAUUUUCAUCAACUUCUAUUCAGAUCCAGAGUACAAGUUUAAGGUCCCAAGAACGAAUUUUUUCCCUCAACCCCGCGUUGAUGCAGCAGUAGUUAGAUUUAAGCUGAAGCCAGCUGUGGACUAUCCCCUAGUUUCAUCAACUAAAAGCUUCUUCUCAAUGGUCAAUUCUGCAUUCAAUGGGAAGCGCAAGAUGUUGCGGAGAUCACUUCAGCCCAUCUGUUCCUCUUUCGAAAUUGAAGCAGCUCUCAGAAAUAUUGGUCUUCCCAUUACAGCAAGGCCAGAGGAGCUUACAAUCAAUGAUUUUGUAAGACUGCAUAAUCUGAUUCUGAAAGAAGAGUGCUGCUAGCUUUCUUUUGGGCUUCUGGGGCCAAGAUUAUAUGGGCACCUGCAAGAUGGGCAUAAGAAGGCUGUGUAGGUAUGUACAGCCACUUCUUCAUCCUUGUUAAGAGCUGCACCAUAUUGGAUUCCGAGGAGCAAAUUCCCUAUCAAAUCUAAUAGAAGAAAUAUUACUAUCAAUACCAUCCAUGGGUGCUCUUUUACUUGAGAGAAAAAUUUCUGGGUGCUCUAGCUAUAGCAGGGCAUUCGACUCAGGAACAACAUUUUAGGGCUGAACACCAAUUUGAACGCGUGAGAGACAUCUGUUAUGAAGAACCUGACCCUGUAAUUGCGCUGAGCAGAGGAGGCACAUGACCAAGCAGGAGGCACUAACUGUACAAUUUAGUUAUGUAAAUUUUGAAAAAUGGAUCUGCAGAAAAUUAACAGUCCCCUUCCCCCGUGUCUCUGUAUUCUAAACCCACAAAUAACAAAUAUAUAUAAGCUGUGGGAUUUUUUAUUUUAUGUUCUUCAACGUUUGUAAGAGCUUGUUGUUAAUAUCGUAAAGCAAAUGAAGUUCUGUUA